CUCUGGGUGCCGCCGCGAACCGCUGCGCGAACCCCGCUUCCAACCACCCCCCGAAUCGCUUCACUUCGGCUCUUACCCUCGUCGUCCUCGCCAACCCGCCGCCAGCCGCCAUUGCCAUUGCUUGCCAUCGCCGUCGCGAAUCUCGACCUCGCGGCGGUCUGGCACUGCCCGCCAUGGCCCAAUCUCAGUACGGCACCGCGCAGUCCAGCCCGAGCAUCUCGGCAAACACGCCCGCCGCCGCGCGUCCGCGCUCCAACGACCAGUCCCUGCCUCCGCGCUCCCAGUCGCAGCAGCGCGACGCAGAGGCCGACGCCAGCGCACAGCAAAACGCCCAGCAUAAGCGCGUCUACCAGGCCUGCAUCCCCUGCCGCCGUCGAAAGGUCCGAUGCGACCUCGGCAGCGUCGACAACCCCCACGACCCGCCCUGCGUCCGCUGCCGCCGCGAGAGCAAGGAGUGCUACUUCAGCGCCACCCGUCGCAAGCGCAAGACGGACGACGGUGAGGGCAGCGACGUCGACGAGUACAUCAUCCGCAAUGGCCGCAAGAGGCUGCACGCCGCCGCCUCGCCGCCGCCUCGUCUCGACCGACGCUUCUACAGCGACGUGCCCUUGACCCCCGGCGGCUCCCACGGCCGGAGCCAACCCCUGCGCCGCCCCGAUGGCUCUCGCGCCCGGGACCGGAGGAAUGGCGAUUUUGAUGGUGAAGGUGACGCAAACCAGCAGCUCGAGAACCUCGAAGCCCAGACGGUGAUGCGUCGCGAGAUGUACGGGCCCCAUGACGCCCUCGACCUCCUCUACAAGGCAGCAACGGACAGGUUUGUUGUCGAGUUGUCCUCCAGGCCCUCAGACAAAGCUAACGAUACCAGCCCGGCUGCUAACCACAGGAGAGAGGGGAGCACCGCCUCGGGCACGACGGUGCCCCCGCCCCAGCCCACGCCGCAAGAGACUGCUGCCCGGGAACCCCCGCGACCAACCUCCAUGUCCAUCAAGCUCGAGCAUCAGCAGCAGCUGCACCAGCAGCAGGCUGUCCGGCAACCCAUCGACCCCGACCUGGCGCAGCAGCCCGGCAUACGGAGUAACCCUGGCUACCUCAGUGCUCUGAGGGCCUGGAGUCGCUUCCGCUUUGUCCGUGCCGGCUGGUUCACGUCGCAAGAGGCCAUAGAGUAUAUCGACUACUAUUACAAGUACCUCUCGCCGAUGACCCCCAUAUCGCCCCCGACCUUCAGCGAUCCAUCCUCGCAUAUAACGCUCUUGACGGAGGAGCCAAUUCUUACCGUGACUCUGCUCACCAUUGCCUCGCGAUAUCGCCAGAUGCCGGGCACCGGCGGGCACUGCCGAUCGCACGCCAUACCUGACCAACUGUGGAAUUACCUGAGGGGCAUGAUCGAACGUUGUCUCUGGGGCCAGGAGGCCUUUGGCGGUGGUUUCUGUGGCUCUGGUGGCUCUUCCGCGCUCAUCAUGGAAGAGACGGACACGAGCAGCACGGCCCCCUGGCGCGGCAUGCGCAAGGGAAGCCUGAGAACCCUCGGCACCAUCGAAUCACUCUUGAUCCUCACCGAGUGGCACCCGCGGGCGCUGCACUUCCCUCCCCAAGAGGCCACCGACGAGCUGAUGCUCCCCGACUACGAUGCGACACCCAUGGUGGGCGUCGAUCCCACGAGGAAUGUUGGAGCCGGAUUCGGCGGGAAGCGAAUCGAAAGUUGGUUGGAGCCCGCGUGGAGGAGCGACCGCAUGUGCUGGAUGCUUCUCAGCACGGCAAUGGGGUUGGCGUACGAACUUGGAGUCUUCGAUGACAUCGACGAGAUGCUCAAAGACGAUGCCAUAACUCGUCCGGAAUUCCAGGACGAGGGCUACAGAACGAGAGCGAACCGGAUCAAGCGGUUGCUUCUCAUCUACACGUCCCAGCUGGCUGGCCGCCUCGGCUGGACAAGCAUGACCCCCGAGCACCUGCGCAAGGCCGAUCCCGCCGUGGCGAGGAGGCGUACAAUGUCGAGCGACGGAGCCACGCCCAGCUCCUCGUCCCUCGCAAACGGCUUCAACUAUGUUCCCGACCUUGAGCUCGAUGAUCAGAUCAUCCACUGCUGGGCAGGCAUCAGCAACGCCAUGCAUCUCGGAAACGAGAAGCUGUUCCGCUCACGGAAGCAUACUACAGAAAUCAUCCAGACCGGCAAGUACGUCGAGUUGCUGCGAGAAUUCGCGCCCAUGCUCCGAGACUGGUACCGCGAGUUUGAACUCUUUCGCCUGCCUCAGUUCAUCAGGCACAUCCUGACCAUCGAAUAUGAAUACGUGCGCAUCUACGUCAACUCUCUAUCGCUGCAGGCUGUUGUCGAGCGAUGCACCAACAAUGCCGGCAAUACCGCCGCAGCCAACGGCGACGGGCAGACGACCAACCAACAGCUGUCGCCGCAAACCAUGAUCAACUACGGCAAGCUGCCGCUCGGCCAGCUGGGCGGCUUCACCGUGAAUGAUCAAGAAUACGUUCGCGAGGUGGUGGACGGAUGCAGGAACCUGCUUCGCACCGUCGUCGACGGCCUGCUUCCGGGAGGAUACCUUAAGCACGCCCCCGUGCGGACAUACUUUCGCAUCAUCAGCGGCGCCAUGUUCCUUCUUAAGACGUUUGCGCUGGGCGCCCCGCGCUCCGACGUCAAGUUGAGCAUCGAUCUCAUGGACGCAACCGUAGAGGCCCUCCGUAAUUGUGUGGUGGACGACGUCCACCUCGGCAUCCGUUUCGCGGACCUCCUUGAGACGCUCACGAGUAGGCUGAGGAACCGCUUCAUUCAGGCCCCGACCAUGCAGCAAUCCUCGGGCAGGGGCCAAAGCCCUCAGCCCGAGGGUGCCGGUGCCGCAGGGCCGAAUGGGGACAGCACCGCCAACUGGGUUGGCGGGCAUGCUCAACGGCUGCGGGAGGGCCUUAACGGGCAAUAUCGCGCUGGGUCUCCUACUGCCGAGGGAAACAACAUCUCGGCCACGCCAUUCGAUCUGUCGACGGGCAACUUCCCGUACCCGGGCAAUACCUCGAUUGGUCCCUCGACGCCGGCGACUCAUGUCGACAGCCACCAUGCGCCCGGCGCUGGCUUGGACAUGCAUCUGUUCGAGGAAUGGAACAACCCAGGCAACGAGAUGUGGUACCUGCCCCCUGGCCCAGCUUUCUUCCAGAACAUGGAGAACAGUUCCGUUGCCAUGACAGCCGAGGGCGUCAACGUUGGCGGGCUAGACCUGCUCGAGUACAUGGCCAUGGACCCGGUGCAGUUCUCGGGCAUCGGAGAGGGCCCCGGGUCCGCAAAUGGCGCCAACGGCGCCAACAACAACGGCGGUGGCAGCGGCAGCGGCGCUGCUUGAUGAGGAGCGCCGAGAUGAAAUGCCGACCUACGGACAUCGGCAGGUAAUGACUUACGACGAAGCCGAAGAAGAAUGCGCAAGCGAAAACUCGACCAGUCGAGCCAGCGAUCCUCGCGCGUCUGUCGUCAAUCUGAAGGAUUGAGGACCUCAUCACCAGGGGAGGCAACACUUUUUUUUUCACCUUUUUUUUUUUUGGCAUCAUUGGGGUCUCGAAGCACUGGCGAAUCUGGAAACCAAAAAAUGGGCUGCGAAUUUCUCGAAUUGUAAUUGUCUUCCUUUUCUUGUGUCUCAAUAUUUUGUCCGGAGUCGGGCGGGCCAAGUGGAAAGGCAGGACGGACGAACAGGGAGGUCGCCUUGAAAACAAACGUGUAGCUCGAAUCCCGGCACCCCUUUCGUCUCUAGUUUCCACCCCCGACGGCCCCCUCUUUUCUUGCCUUGCCCGGCUUCCUUUGUUUUGUGUUUCUACAUGGGACGCCUUCAGCGGGCGGCGCUACCGGGUCAUCAUGGGCCGUUCGCAUCUCUUGGUGCUCUGGGCAGCGCGCGGUAUUGUCACUUUUCUUGUUCAGCGCCGUGUUUCUUCCCCGACGAGCAGCGGUUUUUACGACAAUGAAUGGGGUGGGCAAGCAGUGUAUGAUGGGAGCGAGAAAGAUGGUUGGUGGGGGGGGACCAAGGCUCAACUAAGUCUCGUGUAAGUCUCGUGUAGGAGGAGAAAAGUUGGCUAGGCUGGUUGUUCGAAUCGGUACACUAGCUAGCUACCUCAUUGGCAGUUGGAUGUAUAUCCCAUCACCACGAGCUACUGCGUCUUAAUUGUGUGCGUCGUCUCAGC
Molecule: messenger RNA, 4164 nt
Organism: Purpureocillium takamizusanense
Lineage: Eukaryota; Fungi; Ascomycota; Sordariomycetes; Hypocreales; Ophiocordycipitaceae
Gene: ARO80
Product: zinc finger transcriptional activator
Exons: 3
Coding region: 174-3338 (1054 amino acids)
Biological process (GO): aromatic amino acid catabolic process; positive regulation of transcription by RNA polymerase II
Cellular component (GO): nucleus
Molecular function (GO): DNA-binding transcription factor activity, RNA polymerase II-specific; zinc ion binding
Source: RefSeq, a predicted model, not a curated record